Molecule: messenger RNA, 798 nt
Organism: Penicillium odoratum
Lineage: Eukaryota; Fungi; Ascomycota; Eurotiomycetes; Eurotiales; Aspergillaceae
Product: class I SAM-dependent methyltransferase
Exons: 1
Coding region: 1-798 (265 amino acids)
Source: RefSeq, a predicted model, not a curated record
AUGAUCGGCAGAAAUAUCGGGUAUCUGAUUCAUCCGGAUAUCCUGCGGUCUCUCCCGUCGAACAAACCCAAGAUUGCCGAUCUUGCUACCGGAACGGGUCGAUUUCUGCUCCGGUUAGUGGAAACCAAGCUGGUCGAUGAUACUGCUAUCCUGCAUGGAAGCGACAUCUCGGCCACGCUAUUCCCGGCCCCAGCCACCCUACCGCCGAAUCUGCAGUUGACCGUGCUGGACAUUCGCGUCCCUAUUCCCAAACACCUGGAAGGGACGUAUGAUUUCGUGCAUGUCCGCCAAGUGGCCGCAGGGCUCACGUCGGAGGACUGGGUGGAUACGGUGACGAAUCUGGCCAAGCUCCUGAAGCCAGGCGGGGCGAUGCAGUGGGAAGAGUGCAACUUCACUAGCGUGGUGCACCUGCGGGGCGCGGGAGUGGGGGCGAGUACGGAGACGGCCGCCCGUAAGCUAGGGAAGAUGUUUAAAUCCGGCCUGUGGCAGUAUUUUCGACACGGAUGGAAUCGAUUGGAGGAAGGGAUGAUGGCGGCUGGGCUAGAGGGGGUGGCGUCGGAGGUGGUUAGCUCGGAUCGUGCUCCGGAGACGAGGGGCGCCUUGACACGGAAUGGGAUGCGAGCCAUUUUAGCCUGGGCGAAUGCCAAGGCACAAAACGGAGGCUUGCAGGAUGAGAACAAACGGGCAGUAUCCCUUGCCGAGGUAAAAAGUCUCGGGGAGCAAGCUUACAAGGAUAUAGAUUCGGGAUGUUAUGUUCGGUUUGACAUCCAUGUGGCAUGGGGAGUUCGACCGGAAUGA